Molecule: messenger RNA, 1572 nt
Organism: Penicillium canescens
Lineage: Eukaryota; Fungi; Ascomycota; Eurotiomycetes; Eurotiales; Aspergillaceae
Product: ankyrin repeat domain-containing protein
Exons: 2
Coding region: 1-1572 (523 amino acids)
Molecular function (GO): protein binding
Source: RefSeq, a predicted model, not a curated record
AUGAGGAUAGCCACGGCCCUUGCGGGCGACCUGGAGUAUCGUUCAUAUGAGGAGAUUGGGAACGAAAGCUCAGACGAAUUCGAAUUGAGGAUCAAAAACAUUUGUGGUCUCUUUGUGACAAUAGACGGUGGCUGCGUAUUCCUUAUCCACCAAAUGGCCAAGGAAUUUCUGGUACAGACCAAUGACAAUAUUGAUCAUAACUGUGGGCCUUGGAGACAUACUUUCAGUGCGCAAGACUCGGAGACACUCAUUGCAACCUUCUGCAUCGCUUUACUUUCUUUCACAUGCUUUUCCAAAGAUCAGCUUACAAUUGGGUCUGGUGACUCAGAUCAAGCCCGCGAGGAAAUCUUUGCUUAUAUUAAUGAUAAUCCGCUCCUGGGCUAUGCAGGAAAGCAUUGGACCAAUCACUCCGAAAAAGCAAGGCUGGACAACAAUCCAAAAUGGAUGCAGUUAAUGGUAUCUCUUUGCACCGUAACCAAACCGGUAAUCAAAUCCGGAUCGGCUUCCUCAGAAGAUAACAAGCUUAAACCUCGCCGCUGCAUUCGAUUUUUAAAAGUUCUGGCUGUUCUUUUGGAGAAUGGCGAGGAUCCGAACGAACAAGAUAGCCAUGGAGCAACGCCGCUCGCACGCGCUGCAAAGAAGUCUCAAAGGACUGUACAGCUUCUUUUAGAUACCAACGCAGACAUCAAUGCUUAUGGGUGGGAGGAGCCCUGGUAUGAUGAAAUCGACCGUGGCGGCAGCGAAAUGCAAGUUAGGCCUUUCACAGGCACUCCUCUUACCAUGGCUGUCAUUUCCGGCGAUGCUGAGAUGGUCGAAUACCUCAUCAGUCGUGGAGCCGGAAUAAACUUUCCUCCACUGGCUACGAUGACACCGCUCAUUGCGUCCAUUGUAUGCAAUGGCUCAACAGACAUAUGUCGCCAGCUGCUUUGUCACAGCGCGAAUGUUUCUUUCGAGACACUGUGGGGGAGAUCAGAGAACGUGAAAUGUACAGCUCUUCAUCUUGCAGCCGGACUCAGUAAUCCGUCAAUUCUGCGGAUGCUUCUUGAAUCGGAGGCCACCAAUAUAAAUCAUCAGACUGCAGCGGUGAUAGCGAAUGGUGUUCAAACGGAAGGCGACGAUGCGAUUGGAGCCCAAUUGGGUUGUGACACACCACAGACUGAAAUCAGCAACCCGCACUUAUUCCCACACGAUCCCGACGAUGGAGGGAAGACUAAUGAGCGCAUUGAGAAUGUUGAUACAGAUGGAAAUUGUGAAAGCGACGAAGACGCUUCCGUAUUCGACAAUGAUAAUGACAGUGAAAACUACAGGUCAGAAAUUAAUGAGGACGAUGAUGAAUCUGGUACGGAUAGCCAGUGGUCUUACGAAGAAGACACAGGGCUUACCGCAUUGCACAUCGCAGUUAGUUCUAGACUCGUUGAGAAUGCUAAGAUCCUUCUCGAAAAUGGAGCCGAUAUGCAUAUCAAGACCGCCCACGGCUAUACAGCAAUGGAGUGGGCUCUCAAUUGGCCUGUUAGCAACAACGAUUCUGAUUUCGAGACCCACGCUACUAUGAAAGCUCAGAUGGUAGCAUAG